UUCCCUACACUUUAUCAUCCUAAGUUUCGUAUUCGAUACUCAAAGACCAGAGUCCUUUGGAGAGGUGAAAACCAAAUUCUCCUCCUAAAUCACAUCAUUCAAUUUAUCAUACUGUUAUCAAUCCAAAUGGGGACCUACUUUUGGAUUUCGUUUUUCACAACUCUCAUCCAAUUAAUGGCUACUGUAAAACCCCAGCAGCUAAUCGAGUCGCAAUUGAAUCUCCCUAGCUGUCCUGGACCCGACCCGACACUUAACUACCGGCCGGUCAUCGGAAUUGUUAGUCAUCCCGGCGACGGCGCUUCGGGGCGGCUCAAUAACGGCACUGAUGUCUCCUACAUCGCAGCUUCUUACGUCAAGUUUGCUGAAAUGGCUGGUGCUAGAGUUAUUCCUCUUAUUUAUACUGAGCCUCCUGAAAUUCUCAAUCAAAAACUUAAUCUAGUCAAUGGCGUUAUCUUCACUGGAGGACGGGUCAAGGAUGGUCUCUACUUUGAGGUUGUCAAAGGAAUAUUCCAGAAAGUCUUGGAGAAGAAUGAUGCGGGUGAGCAUUUCCCUCUUCUUGCCAUCUGCUUGGGUUUUGAACUUUUAACAAUGAUCAUCUCCAAGGACAAUAACAUUCUUGAGGAAUUCAGUGCAGCAAAUCAAGCCUCUACAGUACAAUUCAUGGAAAAUAUAAAAUUGGAAAGAACAGUUUUUGGAAGGUUCCCCCCUGUGUUGAUAAAGAAGAUGAGUACAGAUUGCCUUGUGAUGCAAAAUCAUCAUUUUGGCAUAUCACCAGAAAGGCUUCAAGCAAAUAAAGAUUUAUGUAGUUUUUUCAGGAUAUUGACAACUAGUACAGAUAAAAAGAACAAGGUCUAUGUCUCCACUGCUCAAGCACGACGCUAUCCCGUAACUGCUCUCCAGUGGCACCCUGAGAAAAAUGUUUUUGAAUGGCGCUCAUCACAGAUUCCACAUACCGAGGAU
Messenger RNA from Nicotiana tabacum (common tobacco), 960 nucleotides. The record is from RefSeq and is a predicted model, not a curated record. NCBI's taxonomy places the organism in Eukaryota, Viridiplantae, Streptophyta, Magnoliopsida, Solanales, Solanaceae.